AUGAGUGAAAACAACAUACAAAAUGGUCUACCUGAUGACCAGCCUCAAGAAAAAACAGCCAAACAAUUGGAAAAGGAAGCAAAAAAAGCUGCAAAAUUAGAAAAGCUGAAAGCAAAAUUGGAUAAAAAGAGUGUUGCACCAGCUGUGCCAAAAGAUAAGCCAGAGAAAAAAGCAAAGGAGACCAAAGAAAGUGCUGUAUACACUGCAAAUACUGCAGCUGGAGAAAGGAAAGACAUAAGUGGACCUAUGCCAGAUGCCUACAGUCCAAAAUAUGUUGAAGCUGCGUGGUAUGCUUGGUGGGACAAGCAAGGAUUUUUCAAGCCAGAAUACGGGAAAAAGUCUGUGUUGGACUCUAACCCAAAAGGUCAGUUUGUGAUGGUGAUACCUCCACCCAAUGUAACUGGCUCGUUACAUCUUGGCCAUGCUUUAACUAAUGCUGUGGAAGAUGCUAUUACGAGGUGGCACAGAAUGAAUGGUCGCACAACACUAUGGAAUCCAGGGUGCGAUCAUGCUGGCAUUGCUACCCAAGUGGUUGUGGAGAAGAAACUGUGGCGAGAAGAGAAAAAGACAAGACAUGAGUUAGGUAGAGAAGAGUUUAUCAAACGUGUUUGGAAUUGGAAGGAAGAGAAAGGUGGUCGAAUUUAUGAACAACUUAGGUCACUGGGGUCCUCACUAGACUGGUCACGGGAACGGUUCACAAUGGACUCCACAAUGUGUAGAGCCGUGAAUGAAGCGUUCAUAAGAUUACAUGAUGCUGGGGACAUCUACAGAGCGAAUAGACUCGUCAAUUGGUCAUGCACACUAAAAAGUGCAAUCUCCGAUAUCGAAGUGGAUAAAGUGGAGUUGACUGGACGAACUCUGCUGGCUAUACCAGGGUAUGAAAAUAAGGUAGAGUUUGGCGUCAUCGUAUACUUUGCGUAUAAGAUGGAGGAUUCUGAUGAUGAAGUGGUGGUGGCCACCACUCGUGUGGAAACGAUGCUUGGGGAUGUCGCUGUGGCUGUAAACCCUAAUGAUGAUAGGUAUAAAAAGUUUAUAGGAAAACGCUUAGUCCAUCCAAUUGUGAAUAGAAAAUUACCUGUGAUAGCUGAUGAUUAUGUUGACAUGACUUUUGGAACUGGUGCUGUGAAAAUAACUCCGGCCCAUGAUCAGAAUGACUACGAAAUUGGUAAACGUCACAAUUUGCCUUUCAUUAACAUAUUUGAUGAUGAGGGCAGGAUGUUGGACAAUUGUGGACCGUUCGCUUAUCACCAGAUUUGCCGCAAAACUGAUAGGUCGCGAAUUCACCGGGAUGCUAUGGCGACGUCGCGCAGGAGCGUUCAACGGUAUUACGUAACAAUUUGGGGUGGGGGUCCUUUUGUAAAACGUGGCGAUGCGGGGCGACGAUCGCCAAUUACGAACGUAUAUGGGUACAUACGUUGUAAUAAUAUGGCGGCUGAAGCAAUAAAAGCAGUGAAAACUGGUGAACUUAAGAUUAUUCCUGAUGCUCACGAGAAGACCUGGUACCACUGGAUGGAGAAUAUCCGAGACUGGUGCAUAUCAAGACAACUGUGGUGGGGACAUCAGAUACCCGCGUAUAAAGUCAGAUUGCCAGAAAUGAAUUCUACUGAGGACGAAGUUGAGUCUGUAUUUGCAUGCGUUUCAGAAAGAAAUGCAUGCAAAGGACCAAGAGAAGUUGAGGAAAAUGGUAAAGACCAUGAAGAGAAGGAUACGGUGCGCAGCACCUGUACGAAGGGCAAUGGUGAUUCAGGCGUAUCUGAAAGAAAAAGAGAAAUACGAGAUCAUGGUCAAAAAGGCAAAGAAAUCAAUAGUUCAGUUUUUAAACAUUUACUGCCAGUUCUCAUAUUUGGGGCGUUGAACGGAACAGAAGAACUGGUGAUAAAGUCGCUAUCACUCCAGGGUACCGAAGAGCGAGUGUACGUAAAACCGCAUCGGCGACGCACUCGCUCGGGCCGAAAGAAAGCGCCGAAACGUUCGCGACUUGUACGAACACAGAUAAAUAAUGAAGAAUUAUGGGUAUCGGCACAUUCAGAAGACGAUGCUCGAAGAAAAGCAGCUACCAAGUUCAAUGUGGCCCCUGAAGAUGUCACUUUGAAACGAGAUGACGAUGUCUUGGACACUUGGUUCUCAUCAGGGCUGUUCCCAUUCGCGAUUUUCGGCUGGCCGGAUGAAACGGAUGAUUUGAAGGCAUUCUAUCCUACAACAUUAUUGGAGACUGGGCAUGAUAUUCUGUUCUUCUGGGUGGCACGGAUGGUCUUCUUCGGGCAACGGUUAAUGGGGAAACUACCUUUCAAAGAAGUAUACCUUCACCCAAUGGUCCGAGACGCUCAUGGUCGUAAGAUGUCAAAAUCUCUGGGCAACGUCAUUGAUCCAGUGGAUGUUGUAACGGGCAUCACAUUGGAAGAGUUGCACGCUCAACUUGCGGAAUCGAACCUGGAUCCACGCGAGAUUGAGAAAGCGAAGCAGGGCCAGAAGCAGGAUUACCCUAAUGGGAUACCUGAGUGUGGCACUGAUGCUCUUCGAUUUGCUCUCUGUGCGAUGACACAAGGCCGUGACCUAAACUUGGACAUUCUCCGAGUGCAAGGAUAUAGAUUCUUCUGCAAUAAGUUAUGGAACGCAACGAAAUUCGCUUUCAUGUACUUCCCUAAGGACACGGUCUAUAAGGUACACGAAUCUGGUCCUCUACCGUCGACUCUGUCAAUGGUAGAUAAGUGGAUGAUGUCACGAUUGUCCAACGCAGUGAAUAAAACGAACGAAGGGUUCCAGAACUACGAUUUCCCAGCAGCCACCACCGCCUGCUAUAACCUAUGGCUCUAUGACCUCUGCGAUGUGUACUUGGAAUAUUUGAAACCCGUAUUUGCUCAAGGCUCUGAAUCCGAGCAAGAAGCGGCAAGACGUACUUUGUACACUGUCUUAGAGUACGGCCUGAAGCUUCUAAGUCCGUUUAUGCCCUUCGUGACUGAGGAGCUGUACCAGCGUCUUCCAAGAGCUGAUGCUUCUUGUCCGUCCAUCUGUGUGGCUGCUUAUCCUAUAGCUUCAGACACGCCGUGGCAAUCCAAAAACUUAGAAUCAGAUGUAGAAAAUGUGAUGAAAAUUGUUCACGCUAUAAGAUCGACUCGCUCCGAAUACAACAUCCCUAACAAGACGAAAACAGAUGUUUAUUUAAUUCUCAGUGAGGAAUUGAAGGUUCUUAAAGAUGUGUUUGAGAAGAUGCAAUGCCUUGCCAACAGUAGGUUUGUGGAUGAAGCGCCUCCAGCGGGAUGCUCUAUUUUGCCAAUAUCGGAUAAGAUUGAGGUGCAUCUGUAUUUGAAGGGUCUGGUCGACGCGGAAAAGGAGAUUGUCAAACUUGAAAAGAAGAAAGAAGCUCUGGAACAAUCAUUGAAAAAACUCAAGCAAUCCAUGGCUGUAGAUGACUACGAAACAAAAGUACCAUUAGAUGUUCAAAAGACAAACUCAGAAAAAUUAACCACUACCGAAGGAGAAAUGUUGAGACUGGAAACUGCUAUACAAACACUUAAAGUGUUUUAA
This is a messenger RNA of Pieris macdunnoughi, 3525 nucleotides long. Lineage: Eukaryota; Metazoa; Arthropoda; Insecta; Lepidoptera; Pieridae. The record is from the annotation of a GenBank genome assembly.